This is a messenger RNA of Lagopus leucura (white-tailed ptarmigan), 1905 nucleotides long. Its product is annotated as mucin-16-like. The record is from RefSeq and is a predicted model, not a curated record. The transcript has 18 exons. NCBI's taxonomy places the organism in Eukaryota, Metazoa, Chordata, Aves, Galliformes, Phasianidae. The coding region runs from base 213 to 1889 and encodes 558 amino acids.
CGCGCCUGGGCCCCUACAGCCUGGACAGGACCAGCCUCUACAUCAAUGAUUACAAUGAACCACAUGAUCUGUCAUUGGAAAAGCCACUCAACACACAAAGCCUGGGACAAAUAAUACAGCAAUUCACAGUGAACUUCACCAUAACCAACCUCAGGUUCACUACAGACCUAGGGAGAUCACAUUCUGCUAUAUUCAAUUCUACCAAGAAAAUAAUGCAACAUUAUAUUGACCCUCUGCUUCGGAAAAGCAGCAUUGGCCCUGACUUCAUUGGCUGCAAAGCAAUACUAUUCAGGUCAGUGACGAAUAGAGAUAGCACAGCAGUAGACAGCAUCUGCAGCUACAGAAAUGGCUCCCAAGUGCCCAAUUUUGACAAAGCUGCAGUUUAUCAAGAACUAAGGAGCAUGACAAACAACAUCACCAAAUUAGGAAUCUAUAAACUGGAUAAGGAGAGCCUCUAUGUCAACGGUUAUAACGAACCACUCCAGAGAUCACAUCUGAGAGUAACUACUGCUCCAAGCCCAACAACCAGCCAUUUCACACUUAAUUUCACCUUGACCAACUUCCAAUAUACUGCAGAUCUGGAUGCACCAAAUUCCCGCAGAUUCAUUUCCACAGAGAAAGUUAUCAAACAUUAUAUUGACCCUCUGUUCAAAAGAAGCAGCAUAAGCUCUGUCUACACUGGAUGUAAAGUGAUGAGAUUUAGGUCUGGGAGACGCAGGGGUGACACAGGUGUGGAUGCUGUCUGCAGCUACAAAAACAACGUCAGCAUGGCCAGGUUUGACAGAGAAACAGUUUAUCACGAGCUGAGCACCAUGACAAAUGGCAUCACCAAACUAGGGCACUACAGCCUAGAGAAGAACAGUCUGCACGUUAAUGGUUUCCACCUCACAGACACAGCUACCACCAGAAAGCCUGUCUUGAAUAAAGCUCCAGCCAUAACAGGAUACAAACUGAGCUUUAGAAUAGUCAGUGAAAACUUAACUAACCCAGACUCUCAGUCUCCAGAAUACAAAGCAGCACUGGAAAGCAUCAGCAAAAAGCUGAACCAAUUGUACCAUCAGAGCAACCUGCAAGACCAGUUCCUAAACUGCAGUAUCACAAGACUAAGGGCUGGAUCCAUAGUGGUUGACUGCAAUUGCUUCUUCCAGCAAGAGCCCAGCAUCAACAGGGCUGUGGUUGAAAGGGCUUUUCAGAAUGGGACUUCAAAUACAACUGGACUAUGGUUGGGAAGCAGCUAUCAGUUGCAAGAAUUCUCAGUAGAUGGCUUGGAACUAGCAAUUCAAGCAGCAACUGACAAAACACCUCUCAAGUCUGAGAAAGAAAGCUUCAGAUUAAAAUUCAGAAUCACCAACCUCCCAUACUCCCCAGAACUGCAGGACUCCAGGUCACAGAUGUACCAAGAGAACAAAGAGAAAAUUGAGAAAGAGCUCAAUGUAUUCAGAAAUAGUAGCAUGAAGAACUACUUUGCUGGCUGUACCGUGGAGAGUUUUGGGCCAGUCCAUGGGAAACCUUACACAAGCAUCACCUCUGUCUGCAAAUUCACACAUGAUCCCUUCUUAAGGACUUUACAAAAGCAAGAGGUGUAUGAAGAGCUGCAACGCUUGACAGAUGGGUUCACCAAGCUGGGCCCCACCUAUGAGCUGGAUGAGCAGAGUUUAGUGGUUGAAGAUUACUCUUCGCUCUCAACAGCAGAACAAGACUCCAAAAGAUCUGAGCUUCAGUUCUGGGCAAUAAUCCUCAUCUGCGUUUUUGCCCUGCUUGGGUUCAUUCUCCUCCUGUUGUUAUGCUUCCUGAUUGUCUUUUGCCUAAGAAGAAAGUCAGAUCUGUACCAGGUUCAGCAGGGCAUGUACGGUGUGUUCUUCCCACAUCUGGGCACAAAAAUCCAUUGACAGAACAGAUGAAGUA